UCGAACUCCAUGUGUUCUGCAGAGCGAGUGUGAACGAGGAGCACCGAUGGAUUGAAAGGUUGCACUUUCAGCUGCGAGUGAAAAGUGCCUCAAGUAAGGUCGGGAGAUGUGUGAAGAAGUGUGACGGACGGCCAUGGGACUGGAGAGACGGUGGCUUGUCACCACUGCAGUAGCCAUCUGUCUGCUAAGUGUGUCUCAAGGUGUGUCAUCGUUGGUUCGUGCCAGAGUGGGGGGCUCUGCAGAGCUGGCCUGCAAUCUCACUCCAACAUCCACAGAAGACACCAGCCCAAACCUCUUCCCUCUACAUGUGGUGGAGUGGGUGCGCCUUGGUUACAGCGUUCCCAUCCUCAUCAAAUUUGGAGUGUAUGCGCCUCGUGUUCAUCCAAACUAUAAGGGUCGCGUGUCUCUGACCCGGGGUGCCUCCCUGCUGGUGGAACGGCUGACCCUUGAGGACGAGGGCUGGUUCGAAUGCCGCAUCCUUCUCCUGGACAGCAAGACAGACGACUUUCGAAAUGGCACAUGGACCUUCCUCUCCAUCACAGCUCCACCUGUGUUUAUCAAGAAACCGCCAACUUUUGUUGAGGUUCUGCUCGGAGAUUCGCUGACUCUCAGCUGUGGAGCCCAUGGCAACCCUCGGCCAACUGUUGUCUGGCACAAAGACGAGAGCCCAAUUGAGAAACAUGAAAAAAUAAAAGUACUCAAUGGUACCUUGUCUUUGGCCUCCGUCACAAGAAAUAUCUCAGGAGUGUACAAAUGUCACGUGUCCAACUCAGAGGGGAACCUGACCCACUCUUUGCAGCUGCAGGUCAAAGGUCCUCCAAUCAUCAUCAUCUCCCCAGAGGACACCACUCUCAACAUGUCCCAGGAUGGAGUUCUGCAGUGCCAGGCUGAUGCCUACCCUUCCAAUCUCACCUAUGAGUGGUUGAAACACGGACAGAAUGUUUACCAUAUUGAGUCCCUUAAAUCCAGAGUGAAAGUUCUGGUGGAUGGAACUCUUCUCAUCCCUAAUCUCAUCCCAGAAGAUGCUGGCAACUACACCUGUACCCCAACUAAUGGGAUACUGACCCCACCCUCUGCUUCUGCACAUCUGAAAGUGAAACACCCUGCACGUGUUGGCCGAAUGUCCCGGGAAACAUACUUGCCUGCGGGCAUGGAGGGGGUCAUUGUCUGUCCUGUCCAGGCUGACCCCCCUGUGCUGUAUGUCAACUGGACCAAAGAUGGAAACUAUUUAAAUCUUGACAACUUCCCAGGUUGGAUGGUAAACUCGGAGGGCUCCGUUUUCAUAGCAACAGCCAAUGAUAAUGCUGUUGGCAUGUAUGCCUGCACUGCAUAUAACAGUUAUGGCACCAUGGGCCAGUCUGAACCCACACAAGUCAUUCUAAAGGACCCCCCAUCGCUUCGAGUGCCUCCUCAACCUGAGUAUGUCCAGGAGGUGGGCAGAGAGCUGAUCAUCCCUUGUGACGCCAAUGGAGACCCCGCUCCAAACAUAACUUGGAGCAAGAUUGGCGCAACCCCUCGAUCUCCAUUCAGUGUGUUGGCCAAUGGCUCCCUCCUGCUGCAGCCCCUCAGUAAAGAUCACCAGGGGGGCUGGGAGUGCCUGGCCACUAACCGCGUAGCGACAGUCAGUGCAGGCACUGUGGUCAUGGUGCUGGGCACCAGUCCUCAUCUUGUAUUCUCUGUAUAUGUAACCACGGAGAUGAACCAGGCCAACGUAUCUUGGGUGCCUGGCUUUGAUGGAGGAUACACCCAAAAGUUCACAGUGUGGGUGAAGCAGGCAUCCAGGGGGAAACAUGAAUGGGCUUCAUUGCCUGUUCCCACAUCCAAAAAUUACCUUCUGGUAACCGGAUUACUCGCUGGCACCAGCUAUCAGUUCAGUGUUCUACCUCAGAAUAAACUUGGCUCUGGACCUUUUAGCGAAAUUGUUUCUGUGCGAACACAAGCUGUGCCCACAGAACCUCCUACGGCUGACAGCAUAAUCCUGGAUCCUCCCACGUUCCUGUCAGCCAACUGCACUGAACAAGGCGUCCUCCUCCAGUGGUCGCCUCCAGAGGCGCCAUCCUCUCCACUGACAGGCUAUGUGCUGCAGGUCCGCAGGGAUCAGGGCCGCUGGGUCAUCCUCAGCAACGACAUCAGUGCCAAUCAGAGCGAACUACUUGUACAAGGACUGAUACGGGACUCCAGUUAUGAUUUGAGGCUGAUGUCUUGCAGCAACAAAAUACUCAGUGAACCCAGUGAGGCUGUCAAUGUGUCCACCAUAGGGAUGGAGAUUUACCCUCUGCGCCCCAGUUUCUUGGAGGUCAUCCCUGAGCCCCUGUUGGCCGGAGUGUUAGCAGGAGUGUGCUUCCUGUUUGUGGCCAUCAUCCUCUCCUUGGUGACAGCGUGCUUUAUGAGUCAGAGAAGACGGCAGCGUCACAGGAAGAGAAGAAAAGAUCUGCCAUCUUCCUUCCGGAAGAACACAUCUCUAGAAGCUCGCUCGCCUCCCAGCAGCCCAGACAGUGUCCUGAAGCUGAAGCUGUGUCCACCACUUCCCUUCUUCCCCACCUCGUCUUCACAGUCUGACCGUUCCUCCUUCGAUAAAGGCAGCCGUGGGGAAUAUCAUGACCAGCGGAAACAACUCCUCGCCAACUCGUCUCCACCACCUCAUUACACACUUUUUGAGAGUCACUUGGGGUCUCAGGCUCCCUCGCCAACUGCUCUGGAGUCUAUUUCCAGGGGGCCAGACGGACGCUUCAUUAUCCAACCACUGCUAGAGGGUUCCAGUCAUUUAAAUAAUAAAAACUUGAAGAAGAAUGUCCUGCAUAUGAAUGGUGAGGCAAGUGGCUCAGGGAGCAACCGGGUGUCACUCAGGGACUCACCAAAGUCAAGCAUACUGAGCUCAGAGAAGGAGGAGAGGAAGGAUUCUCCUUUCACUGUGGACGUCCAAGAGCUCAACAGACCUCCUGCUUCACCUGGCCGGGUACGGGCCAUGGCCAGAAACUUCUCCCGUCAGGGCUGCUUUUAUUCGGACGAUGAACAAGGCUCAGAGUUUCUACUUGAAAGAGCCAGCUUCUAUUCAGACAACAGCGAGAAAAAACCCAGCGAUUCCCUCAGGAGACAUCGCAUGCCUGGCCACAGCGAAGAUCUGUUCUCCGGUUUGGGCGUUAGAACAAAGCUCCUGGACAGAGAUCAAGAUAGACCUCACCAUUCAGGCUACCAGCCGAUGGAAAGUGAGCUGACUAAUAACAGCACCCUGGUUUCACAGCUAGACAGUGGGCUGGAGAGGGAUAACAUUAGUAAGUGUGUGCAACUGGCAAAGGAGAGAGAGAAAAUGGAGAGGGAGCUAGAGAGCUAUACAGCCGAUCAGAGAAGCAGUAGCCGGGGAAGAGAUGAGCGACAGACAACAGACAGAGAUGCAGAGGAAGAGCCGGUAUGGAAGCCACAAGAUGUUACUAUCAGACAGAAACACAGGCCCUCGGGCCAGACAAGUCGGGUAUCUGACUAUCGGAAGGCGUGUUACUUCGGGAAGAGCAGCAGUCCCAUGGACCGGCUCCCUUCAUCUCGCAUACAGUGGGACAUCAGUCCUGUGACCGCUGUUACCAACCUCGUUCCUGCACAGAGCCCCCGAGAGACCACGUCACAGCAUCCUCGCACAUGUAGGGAAAUCUCCGAGGACUCUAUGGCAGUUGAUUCGUCUCCGGGCACCCAGAACACCUCCCUCCCCAUGCUCUCUCCUGAUGUCGCCUCAAAAAGCUCGCCCGUUUUGUGUUUAGAAACACCAACCAGAGCCCGGUCACUGAGUCCUCGGAGAGAGCUGGAGCAGGGCUUACAAGAAAGGACGCAGGCCGGGGGGUUCUCCUCAGGGUUCAGGCAUUCAUAUGCUUAUGCAGGCAAUCAGCCCUGGGAUUCUGCUGCCAGAGGUCCCAUAGGCGACAGUGAGAGGCCGCAAAGUUCACCACAAUAUCAUCAGCCCGACAGAACUAGAGACUACACAGCCAAAAGGGAUUCCAGUCCCUCAAGUUAUCCUACAUUGCCCUAUGAACACCAGGAUGCAGGGGCAAAGGCCAAAGACAGAGAGACUCGUGGCCGGUUGAGCUCUGGGUUUUAUUCAGACUUAGAAAGAGAGGGUGUCCGAACACGCUCCAGGAGGAGUGACAAAUGUCUUUUCUCGGAUAGUCCCAGCCCUCUUUCCACACUAACCCUCGUAGAAGAGGUAGAGAGCGAUCAGUCCCAAAUUUCUGUGCCUAGAAUGUCAGAGUCCUUCGAUGUCAAACCUGCUGCCCCGUCGCCCAAAGUGCCCCCGCUGCAGACAAGUGCAAUUCUCGAGUACCUGAGCCUUCCAGGUUUCAUCGAAAUGAGCGUGGAUGAGCCUGUGGAAGAAGCUGAAGUAACGGACACUGCUGGACAAAGUUCAGCACUUAAAGCAGAAACAUCACUGGUGGGAAAGCCUGACGUAGUUCCUAAAAACUGGGAGGUUCAUGUUAAAGACAUCCAAGGGGGUGGGGGUGCAGAGCCCGGCAUCGAUUCUUGUAGAAAACAAGGCCAUAAACGCUCGCUCCAUGUUGAAACUCGAGAUUCUUCACACAGAGUAAGAUUUCCUGAUGAAAUGAGACCUUCAUCACAUGGUCCAGAGAAAACAAGCAGGCAGCUCUAUGAUGAGAAAACACAAAUGCGGGCUGCGAAUAAAAGCACAGAGAGACCUGAAUCCAGACCUGAAUCCAGACCUGAAUCCAGACCUGAAUCCAGACCUGGAUCCAGACCUGGAUCCAGGUCAGCUCACACCUUGCUCAGUGCGGCAAAAGGCAUGGCAGAUUUAGUGUCAAAACAUUCCUGGGGUUUUGUAGACAGUAGUGAGUCUUUACCAGAGCAAUCCCAAAGACAUGCUCCUCAGGGCAGCAGGACUAAUAACAUUGCGUCCCGGAUUAAUCAAGUCCCUGUGCCAUUUCUUAGGAAAUCUAUAAGUGUUGGCCCGUGUAGGACGCUCUCAGGCAUGGGACCGCCUCGUCCUUUCCUAAAGAAAUCCAUCAGUUUAGGCUCACAGAGGUGGGAGCAUUUUGAGAGCCCCAGGACAUAUAUUUCCGAGAGGAGUUACUGGGACGAGUUCCCGAACCCAGAUGUCAGGGUGAAGUCCCACAGUUUGGGCCGUAAUCCAUCUUACCUUCCCAGGCCUGGCCCCUCAUGGAGGGAGUAUGUCCCUCUCAGACGGCCUAGCAUAGGAAGCUUAGAGAGGCCUCAUCACACACAAAGACCAUUAGCUAGUCCCUGCUACCUCUCUCCUGCUAUGUACCCACCGAGAAACACCUCAAUCUCCCCAAUGCUGGAACCCUCCGAUCCAAGACGGCAAGCCACUGUUUUUCCCGAGUCCUCCAGGUGGUCUCCUUCUUACCAAGAGACUCUGAGGUCUUCCCAGCAUCAAUAUGUCCCCAUGCCGUCCUGCAUUCCUGUGCCCCAGUACCAACACUGGCCCGGCUCCAGAGUGGAAAGCAUGAGACCUAUGGACCCCAGGAGGGGCCCUCCAAGAUCCUACCUGCCCAGAGGCAUCAGCUGGCCCUCCCCUUGUUACGCCCCCUUCCCGCCCAGGGAGGGAGAGAGUUACAGACAGCCAGACAGGAUGAUGGCUAGGGGAGGGGAGGCUGAGAUCAGGGAGGGCGGGAGGGCCAGUUAUGCCAGUCAGAGCAGUGGGAGAGGCAGCGCUGGUCUCUUCCAUCAUUCCCUGUCCAUCACUCCCACACUGCUCAGCUCCCCGGAGACGACGGAGGAGGGUGAGCGACACAGAGCUGAGAUGGAUCUGCCAGAGAGGAGAGCGAAAAGAAGGAACACAUCAGUAGAUGAAAGUUAUGAAUGGGACUCUGCUGAUGCCUGCGUGGACUCGGAGGUCCUGGACGCCAUGAGGUUUGAUCUGUCACAAGUGAGCUCCCGGAGAGGGAGGGGCGAGCUCAGAUAUGAUCAAGCAGGUGGCGUCCAGGACCAGCAACAGAAAGGCCCACCUCCCUCACCCAGCCCGCCAGUUUCCAACCCACAUCGCUGCCGGCUCAGCCGCUCCCUGAGCGAGGCGCGCUUCAACGCUCUCCGGCAGGAGUACCAAGAGUACAGGCGGGCUCAGGAAUCCGUCUGUUCCCGUGAGCCCUGUCUCAGCCCGGGCUACGAUUCAGACUCUGACGCCAACUCCGCACUGCUCUAGCAGUUUGACCUGAUACAUCUAACUCAGAUCGUAAAUAGCAGUUUAAUGAACAGACGACAGCACUGAGGCCCUGGAUAUUAACACCUCGCUGGAGCUUUCUCAUGUCAAAGAUCAUUCGUUGUCUAUAGUUCUUGUUCAAUGUUAUGUCGGACAUUAUGUAUUCUGUAUUGCAUCAAAUGUGAUGGACUGCAGCUCCUCAGUUAAUAUCCAAUGACAUGUUUGUUCCACAAAAUGAAGCCAGGAUGGGAUUAUUUAUUUUUCUGAGAAGCAUGUUUGUUUGGGGGGAGUUUGCUUUUAUACCAUGACAAUCAGGCCCACAGCGCCCCCUGGAGGAAUGGAAUGUUCACACUUUACGAAGACAGUUGUCCUGUUGAGAGUUGAGGAAGCCCUGCUUUAUAAAAGCUUCAUAGUGAGGGCUGAAUUUCAUCUUAAUGUCAGUCGCAUCAAAGGCCUCCCUUUAAAAAUAAAAUGAUGCUAAUGACAAUUACGUAGAUUCGUGUUGAUGAUCUGUUUGAGGUAGAACAUUUUGCCUGUGCUCACAACCUUUUCACCACCAUCCUCCUCUGUGUAUGACAAGUACUUAACUAAUAGUAAUUAAAGAUCACAUUAUUAGGUAACUGAUAAUUGUACUACAAAUGCUUUUAUCACCCAACUUUAAUACACCCCCAAACAUUUAUUUUCUAUAUUUAAAAGAAGAAGUUGUUUAUUUGACAUGACCUUUUGGUUCCCUGAAAUCGUACCUGACUUCCUGCAGUAAUGUUCAACUGUCAAGACUUAGUUCACCAAAUCACCUAACAUAGCCCCUAUUUGUUCAAAAUGUACAAAUGUUUAUAUGUACCUUAAUGUGAAUGCUCCCUGCUGUUCCUCUUCUUCAUUCCAUCAGAUGAAAACAUUUAACUUUACUCCACUUGAUUCUGUCAAACUUUUCCCGUGCGGUCAAAUAGGAAAAAACACAAGGGGAAAAGAUUUUUGCCUUAUUUGUAUUAAUGUCGUACGUACACUGGAUGAUUGACCCUGAAAGGGUUGAGCUGACGAGCUUGUCAGACAAAACUGAUUAGAGGAUUAAAAAUGUUUGAAAUGAA
Messenger RNA from Limanda limanda (common dab), 7239 nucleotides. It is a transcript of the gene igsf9b, whose product is annotated as immunoglobulin superfamily, member 9b. NCBI's taxonomy places the organism in Eukaryota, Metazoa, Chordata, Actinopteri, Pleuronectiformes, Pleuronectidae. The transcript is spliced from 22 exons. Gene Ontology annotation, molecular function: protein binding. The record is from RefSeq and is a predicted model, not a curated record. Gene Ontology annotation, biological process: cell-cell adhesion. The coding region runs from base 134 to 6157 and encodes 2007 amino acids.